AUGGCCCAAUGUCCAACGACUGUACGUAUAGUCGCUGCAAAGGAUCCUCCGACAAUGAACUUCCAAUUUGAUGUUAAUGGUGUUUACGCCUUCAGAGGCCAUAAUGGCCAAUACGUUACGCGAUACUGUCGUAAUAAUUUACAAAACUUGGAAGCGUGUAAACCCCAAGUGGAUCAGUUUUGCCGGUUCAAACCAUCCGCUAGAGUUUUGCCAGGAGGUCAAGUUGUGUACGGUUUCAUGGCUGACAAUAACCGUCACUGGUGUGCCGUUAACCGCAAUGGCGUCGUUAAGGUGGAAUGCGACCAAGGAGAAAUUACCCCUUACUGCUUCUUUGGUAUCCAAGUUGGACAGAACUUUGGUAGCUAUGUACAGGUGGCUUUAACUAGUGGUGGAAGAUACGUCAGCUUAUUCACGCGCAACGAAUAUCAGUAUGCAUUGGAAGUCGCCAAAGAUGUCCCAGAUGAAUGGUGUUGGUUGCAAGUAUUUCGCGUUGAUCGCGCCAUCAGUAUGCCACCUCAGUUGCAUCAGCAAUAUGACUUUACCUUUGAUCCAAAUCGCACAUACACAUUGAAAGGCAAUAACGGCCAAUUUUUGACAAGAUUUCACAGAAACGGUAUGGACAACGUAGAAGCCUGUAAAUCGAAUCCAGAUCAAUUCUGCUGCUUCCGCUUCAGCACAUUUCAUACAUCAGAUGGACGCAAAAAAGUAGCAAUGCUAGCAGACAAUCAGAAAUACCUAACCGUAUAUAAUAGAAAUGGCGUCCGCAAAAUCGAAUGCUGCAAGGGUGAAUUGGAUCAUUUCUGCUUAUUUGAUGUCCAGGCCCAAUCGACGUGGGGAAAUACUGCACGGAUAGCUUUCGUUCACGACGGUCAGUACUUGACAUUGUACACUCGUGAAGGUGUUCAAUACCAAUGGGAAUCUUGCAAGCCUAUGGCUGAUGAAUGGUGCUGGUAUACUUUGCAAUGGAAUUAA
This is a messenger RNA of Trichoplax adhaerens, 972 nucleotides long. RefSeq lists its product as uncharacterized. The record is from RefSeq and is a predicted model, not a curated record. NCBI's taxonomy places the organism in Eukaryota, Metazoa, Placozoa, Uniplacotomia, Trichoplacea, Trichoplacidae. The transcript is spliced from 6 exons. Bases 1 to 972 code for a protein of 323 amino acids.